Molecule: messenger RNA, 7678 nt
Organism: Triplophysa dalaica
Lineage: Eukaryota; Metazoa; Chordata; Actinopteri; Cypriniformes; Nemacheilidae
Gene: brinp1
Product: bone morphogenetic protein/retinoic acid inducible neural-specific 1
Exons: 8
Coding region: 317-2602 (761 amino acids)
Biological process (GO): negative regulation of mitotic cell cycle; positive regulation of neuron differentiation
Source: RefSeq, a predicted model, not a curated record
AGCACCAGACGGACUCUCUUCUCUCUCUCUCUCUCUCUCUCUCUCUCUGGGAUAUUUCCUCCUCGCUUCGUUAUUUCACUGUCGAGUGAUUCUCACAUGCGAACCGCCGGAUUUCUCCCUCUUGAGUAUGAGAGGGACUGAGAAACCGAACCAGAGACACAUCCAGAUCGAGCGUGAUGAUGCGCGCCGCCGGACCCGGAGCUUCAGCACAACUUUAACGCAGCUCGGAGCGUCGCGUUCCCGACACACGGGAGGAUCCGUUUCAGGUCUCCACAGAAUGGAGCGAGAAUGAGCAGCGAGCGGCCGACCGUGAAGCAUGAACUGCAGACUCAUUGUAGUCACUUACUGCCUGUUUAUAUGGGAACAUAUAACAGUUCAGUCCAACCGUCAGGAGCCAUCGGCCAAUGAGCAGCAUGUUAGCCGACAGUUUGACUGGCUUAUCUCGGACCGCGGCCCCUUCCAUCACUCCAAGGGCUACCUGUCCUUCAUGGAGAGAUUUCGCCAAGGAUUCACCACCCGAUAUAAAAUCUACAGGGAGUUCGCCCGCUGGAAGGUGAGGAAUACAGCCAUCGAGCGGCGGGAUCUGAUCCGGAAUCCUCUCCCGCUCAUGCCAGACUUUCAGCGCAGUGUGAGGAUGUUGGGCCGCCGGCCGUCCACGCAACAGUUCAUCGACACCAUCAUCAAGAAAUACGGCACACAUAUUCUGAUCUCAGCCACGCUGGGAGGUGAGGAGGCGCUCACCAUGUACAUGGCCAAGAACAAGCUGGACCGGAAGAUGGUCAACGCCACCCAAGGAGUGGAGGCUCUGCACCAGCUCGCCUCUUCAUAUUUCAUCGACCGAGAUGGCACCAUGCGCAAACUACAUGAGAUUCAGAUCUCCAGCAACGCCAUCAAGGUGACGGAGACCCGGACCGGUCCUCUGGGCUGCAGCACAUAUGAUAAUCUGGACUCGGUCAGUUCUGUCCUGCUCCAGAGCCCAGAGAGUAAACUUCAUCUGCAAGGUUUGCAGGUCAUUUUUCCCGAGUACCUUCAGGAGAAGUUUGUCCAGUCGGCUCUGAGCUAUAUCAUGUGUAAUGGAGAGGGAGAAUACAUCUGUCAGAGCAGUCAGUGCAUCUGUAAAUGUGCUGAAGACUUCCCACAAUGCAACUGUCCCACCACUGACCUGCAGAUCAUGGAGAAUACUCUGGUGGGCAUGGCCGAGACCUGGGAGGCGUCUUACAGUGACUUUGAGAACUCAGAUGAGUUCAAGUCUUUUCUGAAGCGUCUGCCCGCGACACAUUUCCUGCCGGUGAGCAGCGUUCAUCUGUUGUGGGGCAGUGACUGGGAUCUUCAGAACCGCUAUCGGCUCCUUCAGAGUUCUCUAGAGGUUCAGAGACUGAAGAUUCAACGCACGGCACGAAAACUCUUCGGUCUGAGUGUCCGCUGCCACCACAACCCCAACCACCAGAUGCCCAGAGAGAGGUCGGUGCUGCAGUGGCUGAACCGUGUGCAGUCGUUCCUGUACUGCAACGAGAACGGCUUCUGGGGAAACUUCCUGGAGAGCCAGCGCAGCUGCGUGUGCCACACAGGGGCCACCCUGUGCCAGCGGCCCAUUCCGUGCGUGAUCGGCGGCAACAACAGCUGCGCCAUGUGCAGCCUGGCCAACAUCUCGCAGUGCGGCUCCUGCAACAAGGGUUACAAGCUGUACCGCGGGCGCUGCGAGCCGCAGAACGUGGACUCGGAGCGCAGCGAGCAGUUCAUCAGCUUCGAGACGGACCUGGACUUCCAGGACCUGGAGCUGAAGUACCUGCUGCAGAAGAUGGACGCGCGCCUGCACAUCCACACCACCUUCAUCAGCAACGAGGUGCGCCUGGAGACCUUCUUCGACCCGCGGUGGCGCAAGCGCAUGUCGCUGACGCUCAAGAGCAACAAGAACCGCAUGGACUACCUGCACAUGAUGGUGGGCCUGUCCAUGAAGAUCUGCCAGAUGCGCAACAGCAGCGUGGACCCCAUGUUCUUCGUUUACGUCAACCCGUUCAGCGGGAGCCACUCGGAGGGCUGGAGCAUGCCGUUCGGCGAGCACGGCUACCCGCGCUGGGAGAAGGUGCGCCUCCAGAACUCGCAGUGCUUUAACUGGACGCUGCUGCUGGGCAACCGCUGGAAGACCUUCUUCGAGACCGUGCACAUCUACCUGCGCAGCCGCGCCAAGGUGCCCACCGUCCUGCGCAACGACACCGGCCAGGGCCCCGUGGACCUGUCCGACCCCCACAAGCGCCAGAUCUACAUCAAGAUCUCCGACAUUCAGGUGUUCGGCUACAGCCUGCGCUUCAAUGCCGACCUGCUGCGCAGCGCUGUGCAGCAGGUCAACCAGUCGUACACGCAGGGUGCGCAGUUCUACUCGUCCUCGUCCAUCAUGCUCCUGCUGCUGGACAUCCGGGAGAGGAUCAACCGACUGGCCCCUCCGGUGGCACCCGGCAAACCCCAGCUGGACCUCUUCUCCUGCAUGCUGAAGCACCGGCUCAAGCUGAACAACAGCGAGAUGAUUCGUGUGAAUCACGCCCUGGACAUGUACAACACGGAAAUCUUGAAACAGUCGGACCACCUGACAACCAAACUCUGCUAGAGAACACCACCCCGACCCUUUUUCUGUUACUUUGCUUUUCCACCUAUUAUUGUUACUAUUAUUAACAACAACUUUGUAAUUGUCUGACGGAAAGUAACGAGACGAUAAACGGAACGAGGGCAAACGAAAAAAAAAAGAAAUAAUGACUGUAUCAUAUUUGUCCAAGCAUGUCUGUCAUUUCCUUAAAGAGAGAGAGCGAAAAAAAUGAUUCAAUGCGACAUCCGGUGACACAGAGGCCUUGAUUUUACUUUCGAGGGAACAACGGUACGUUUUAAAACUGCCAUUCCUUAUCGCAUUUUUAAAGAUGACAAAAGGGCAGAACCAAAAUCUGAAAUCCUUUUCUUAAUCAGAACUUGUGUCUUGUUUUUCCAACAAUUUGACGAUAGAUUUUGUUUUUAAUUUAGAAAUAAAAAACUCGUUUGUAAACUCGAUGUAAUCCUUGAGUGGAAAACAAGACAGAAAGCAUGAUUAAGAAAGUCUUCAUUUGCUGUACAGUCUCUCAGAUGCUAAUGUGUGUUGCCGUCUGCGGGUUUCGUGAGUCUUUGGUUUCACAUCAUCACUUCACGCUCUUUUGUACAGCUGCGCAUUUAAUGUACAUGUUGUGAUUGCUGACGUGUCGAGCUUUUCUGCAUCGCUUCAUCUCUUCAAGGGUCCGCAUAAAGCCAUACAUUUCUCAGAGGAAUGAUUCACUGGAGAAAAAAAAACAAACAAAGCAAAACAGAAAGACGGCGGGCACAUUUUCUGAGAAAUGUCCAACGAAUCGCUUUUGUAUUUUUGAUUUUCAAUCUUUUUCUAAUGAAAUAUAGCACAGUGGUCUGAAAAAAAGAAUAUAUAAAUACAUAUAUCUAUCUACACACACAUGUACAGCGGGAGUACGGCAUGACAAAUGUAAAGCCAUCGCAUUUCAUUACCAAGAGUCAAUCCACAACACGAAAUAUUCAAGUUUGAAAUAUCUAUGAUGAUUUUAAUCUGCUUGUAUACCAAAUGUACACUUUGCUUUUAUAAUGUUUUCUUUCAGUUUUCUAUUCCUUGAUGCAAUUCAGGUUUAACUUCUUGACAUCUGAAAGAUGGAGAUUGGGGGUUAUCUGACUAUGUUAUUUCUAGGACAGAGGGAAUGCGAUCAUCAUUAUUAUUAUUAUUAUUAUUAGUAUGAAUUAUAAUUAUCCAAUCUUAUUAAGUGCCUGUUAGCGAUCCCUUUAAUGCUUUCACAACGCAAAUUCUUUGGAUUUUAUUUGAUCAUUUGUAUUUAUUUAACGGAAACGAGACCCUCUUGAAUCUAAACGUAGGACUCGUGGGAACGGGGCCAAAAGCUAAAGGUUUUUUGCAUGGAUACUCUUGAGAGUUAAUGAGUUCUGGUAUUUAUUGUCAAUGUAAAUAUCUCUUUUGUUUUGUCUUGAUAUAGCCAUGAAAUCAAAGCUUUUCUUAAAUCACUGUAUAUGAACACCACCACGCCGCCCCCGCGCGCGCACACAAGUUUUUAGUGUAAAUACAGCAGAAAGUCAUUCGGUCACGUCAGGAGAAUCAUCACCAGCUGAUCUGAAUCUGCUUUCAUCUUUACGCUUCAUUCUGCCUUCAGUACGCUUCUGUUUCACACACACACACACACACAGUCCCGUCGGUCGCUCAGUGGGUUGACAAACUGCUUUCAGUACUUUCUGUAAUUUCUGGUGUUCUGUUGAAAUAACUAUAUCAAGCUUUCUUCAAAUGAAUGUUUCAAAUAAUAAUCUAUUUCUCAUUAAAAUGAUAUAUUUAAUAAGAAGAGCCAUGCUGGUUUGUACCACGCGUGUGUUAGAGCCGGUGUUUCUCAGCAGUACGCCAUCCAGAUGGAAAGAUUCAGGUUUCUGAUCACUGACAGAUCUCUUUAAAAGUUCAUGUGUCGUCUCACAGAAGACUCAAGUGUUUCUGUGGAUGUGUAGGACGUCGACUGCUCAGUUCUUAGCCUAAACGGGAUAAGUGUAAAAACAUUUAACAACAGAUGAUCUGACCAGAAGGUGUCUGGAAGGAAUCUCACUUUAAGAUAACCAGUGUUGGGUGUAACGAGUCACUAAGUAAUUACUUACUGUAAUUGAAUUACUUUUCACUUGAACAGGUAAAGUAAGGGAUUACUCCCUUUUUACAGUGACUUCUGAUGUAAGUGAAUGUAACAAAUCUCAAUAAAAUGGAAGGAAGGAGGCGGGAACCGGCAAACAUUUAAACAUUUAUUAAAGUAAUAUAACAGCCGGCGGCCCCUCACGGACGACCGCCGGCGAACAAAACAUAAUAUAAAUACAAACAUAACAUAAGUUCGGGCCCGGUCCUCUCUCUUCGACGGUCCGGUCGCUCGUUCCUUUUAUGCUCCCAUCUCCUACGUGAUUCGAGCCCGGUGUGCGCACAGCUGGCGCUAAUUCACAAUUACUCACCGGACUCGAACCACGGUCUCGCCCCGCCUACUCUACUACAGUGAACUAAAUAUUUCUUGUAAUAUAUGUGUAAAAUAGUGGAAUUGGCAUCAAAAUUAUAAGUCUAACUUUAAAAUCUGUGCUUUAAUGUAUAAUUCUCACAUACUUUGGUCAGUUUAUAAGAAUACUUUAUGUAGUUUUAUAUUAUUAAUUUGAAUGAAUUAAAAAAGCUGUUUCAUGUCUUGAAUCACUGAACUAAUCAAGGUCGAUGGUGGAUAUAGAAAGUAAUUAUUAAUAAGUAAUUAAAUACUUUUUGGAGAGAGUCAUCUGUACAGUAAUGUAAUUAUACUGUUGCAUACGUCAUUAGUAACUAGUAAUGAAUUACUUUGUCAGAGUAACUUACCCAACACUGAAGAUGACUGACCGAUCAACCCUGAUGUCAUUAUUUCAAAAGCACAUUGGACAUUAUAAAUAGAUCUUGUAUUUUGUUGGAAUUGGUUGGGAGAGAAAGCAUCGCAGGAGCAGUUCAAGUUUAACACAUGAUUUGUUUAGAUCGCUGAUGUUGACAGUAAUGUAACAAUAUAAAGAUGCGAACACGUCAGGUUUUCUCUUGACUUUGUUGGAUUCCGACCCAAUUGCACAACGAAGUUCAUAAAGACUCACCCACAAAAACCCUGAAAUCAAUGAUAUCCUUUCCAAGUCAUGGAGGUGAAGAGAAAGCCCUGGGAUGGCAGAUGCUGCGGGACGUCCUGCAUCACAUUACAUGAAGCUUUGAUUAAUGCGGUCGCAGGUAAUGAAGUGGACGCUUGUCAGCCUCCACCUCCAGUCUUCUGCCGGGAUAUAAUUACAAUGUCCUCAUAAAUCACACUGCUUUGUGUUUAAUGUAUCGUAUGCUCAUUGCUAAGAUUGUGUGAAUAAUUGAUACAGAGAUCCACUCGACCAUCCACAGCGGUUGACUCCUGCAGACGAGAGAAAACUUCAAGGUAUGGAAACUGUUUUACAUGAACAUGAGUUAAUGACGUGCAGUGACAUCGUGAAGGAGUUUUUUCUUCUUGUUUUUGACCCAUUGACCACUGAAGGUGAAGUUAUCCUGAGCUUUACAUCCUGUGGAAUUCAUUAUGAUGUCAUGAAAACAUGCUUUAGGUGUGUUAUUGCAGUCUAGACAAGUCAUGCGAAUCUUAUGGGUGAUGUGUUCCUGGAGUAUAUUUUGAUAUUAUUCUGAUAUAAGUGAACUGUGACGUAAGUCGUGUUUACUGCCUCCAUCACUUUAUCAGAAUCAGAUUCAGCGUGAAAUUGAAAAAUUCAUUAAUGUUCAUAAUGCAAGUGUAAAGUUUACUCCUUCACAGAAUUUAGUUGGUGUUACAUUUACAUCAAUUCAUAUGGCAGAUGAUUUUAUCUAUACACUCAAAAAAAUGAACUGUCGCUGUUGUUAGUUUUACUAAACCCAUCCUUGUUCACUGUACAUAAAGAACGCAAGUAAUUAUGAUUACUGACUUUUGUAUCAACAUAGAAUAAAUAAGUUCAACUGAUAUGCAAAUAAAAGAAAUGUCUAUCGCUGUAGAUCCUUGCUAAAUGGAAUGUCAACCCAACAAUUGUUUCACCUAGAUUAUUUUCAUUUUCUCAUGGUAAAAAGACAAAAUUAAUCAUUACAAUUAAUUACACGACCCAAAUCCAACGUGAUUUAAAGUGAAUUUGAUCUCAACAUUUUGUGGCCUUGGAAGAUGUAUUUUCAUUGUAAAGGACAUGAAAGCAUUGGAUAGAGACGGGGAGCGGGAGCGGGAGUGGACUUCUAAGGUUCUAUCUGACAUUUUUGUCUGAAUUGAGUCAUUGAUAUAUUCUAUGUUUUUUUCUUUGUUGUGUACAUUUUAGGGACUUUUUAUAGAAAACAAAAGGUUUUAACUACGAGUCAAAUGAAAUGCAAAAAGGUGCCGAUUUGUUCCAUAUUUGUGUUCAUUGUAAAUCAAACCCGGGAUUUUAAUGCAUCACUUUGUCGAAGAACACUUUCAUGUUGACUUUAAAAGCUCUGCAAGAGUUCCGGCAGAAAGUCAUCAAUCUGCUUUAUUUUCUUGCUUGUUUUCCAAAACAAAGUAAAUGUGUUUAGUGACGGCACAUAAAUAUGAUGGUUAUCCAGGAGAAAGCAGUUUCUGCGAAAAAUAAAUCUGAACAAAUUGUUUCUGGAUAAGACGGUCCAGUGACUCUGACAAGAAGCUUCCUCAUAUGGUCACCUAACUAUGGAAAAUGUCCAAUAAAAUCAAAACAUCGCGUGCUUCCCGUGAUGUAUGUUUCUGCAGAUGUGCCGUGGCAACUGUAUAAAAAUGGUCUUCUAAUUUGCUGAAAGACACAACGCUUGUGAAAGGCCAUAAAUCUUCAUUCUCAACUUUAGCUCUGUGAGAAAAUGUGCCAUGAGGCGCAAGAAAGCAAUAAGGAGGAAGAUUUAUCAUAGCCAUCAGCAUCUUCAAUCACAGCUUCACCAGAGGAACAACACUAAACAUCAACAAUAUUUCAUGAAUAUCCCCCGUGUGCUUCACCAUCACGCUGACCGCAGACUGAUCGAUUCGGUCCUUAAACCUCCAACUCUCCAGGCCUUCAUGUCAGAUUUAAACAAAAGAUGAGCUUGUUUGAGCGUCAGCUCUCUGAAGGCACACACACACAUCUGCUAGUGUUCUUCUUCUUCUGUUUGGUGGACCUCUGAGCUCUA